AUGCUUCUGCGACGCCUCAACCACGUCGCCGAGGCCAGCGUCAAGCCGGCGACGCGUGGACGCUCGCGUCCCGUCCGCUGCGUCCCUCGCCGCGUCAAGGCCGACCUUACCCCCGCCUCUUCCAAGCCGACUCACGGCCGCCGCCUCCGUCGCGGCGCUAUCCGCCCUAUGGAGAUCUCGUCUGAGACGCCCUACAUGGCCAAGCCUGCCUGGAACCCCGCUCCGCUGUACCCCUUCCAGGCCGGUCUCCACAUGGGUCUCAACGGACACAUGCCCCUCCCGGUCCCGCUCGGCGUCUCGCAUUAUGCUAAGAAGCUGCCCGAGGCGCCGCUCUUUGAGGCCCCCAAGCUCGGAAACCCCCUCGCUGAGCUCCCGAAGACGAGCUCUAUGGUCGGCGACCACCUCGCUGUCACGAGCGCCCUCGCUCACCCCGCCCUUAGCUCGAACCUCGGCUCGUUCGCUCCCCGUUCUUUCGUCGUUGACGUGAACGCCGACGCUCACGUCGCCUCUGACCUCGAGAAGGCCGCCGAGGCCGUCAAGACCCAGGCUGACUUUGAGUGGGAGCUGAUCAUGAGCAACCUGGGCGCCGGUUCGCGCCGUGUUGCGGAGGUCGAGAAGGUCGACGAGGCUGCCAUGAAGGACGCUCUUGCUGGUCUUGACGGCCUUCUUGCGCGCAUGUCGGUUGAGACUGAGCAGGACUUUGAGGUUUCGAUGGACUCGGUCAGGCGAAAGAGGCAGAAGAAGAUGUCGAAGCACAAGCACAAGAAGAGGAGAAAGGCCAACCGUGCCGAGCGCAAGCGUCUCCGCAAGUAA
Messenger RNA from Trichosporon asahii var. asahii CBS 2479, 813 nucleotides. RefSeq lists its product as uncharacterized. The coding region runs from base 1 to 813 and encodes 270 amino acids. Gene Ontology annotation, biological process: mRNA processing. The record is from RefSeq and is a predicted model, not a curated record. The transcript is spliced from 2 exons. Gene Ontology annotation, cellular component: mitochondrion. Lineage: Eukaryota; Fungi; Basidiomycota; Tremellomycetes; Trichosporonales; Trichosporonaceae.